Messenger RNA from Musca domestica (house fly), 5632 nucleotides. RefSeq names its product zinc finger protein 423 homolog (gene L). The transcript has 7 exons. Lineage: Eukaryota; Metazoa; Arthropoda; Insecta; Diptera; Muscidae. The record is from RefSeq and is a predicted model, not a curated record. Gene Ontology annotation, molecular function: DNA-binding transcription factor activity, RNA polymerase II-specific; RNA polymerase II transcription regulatory region sequence-specific DNA binding. The coding region runs from base 408 to 4829 and encodes 1473 amino acids. Gene Ontology annotation, cellular component: nucleus. Gene Ontology annotation, biological process: regulation of transcription by RNA polymerase II.
GAUAAGCACAUACGUACGAUUUGAGCGUGGAAAUCAUUUAGUGACGGAAGUUUGUUGAAAGCGCGCGCGUCUGAUAAUUACGAAAAGUGUUAUGAAAAGCCAUGAGUGGCUGGCCAUGCGAUAACGUGAUUUGUGAAGUUUUUCCAACCAAAUGUUCGAACUCCAAAUGCAAAUAGAAGAUAUCUACAUAACGACAUACUAACCUUGUUGAUAUGCAUGGCGAAGUGUCGCAGAGUGAGCGUAUGAUUUAUUGAUGUAGGCGCGCGUGUGUGUGUGUGUUUGUGCAAACAUUUUCGGCACAAAUUUUGGAAUUUACAACGACUUUAACUAUUCCCCAUUGGAUUUACUUUAAGCUGCAACAAUAACACCAGUAGCAAGGAGCAAAAACGAAAAACAUUGUAAAUAACAUGUCUCGCCGCAAACAGUUAAAACCACGGGCUUUUCUUAAAUUGGGUGAGACGGCUGAGGAUUGUGAAGAUCCUCUAUCGUUGCUGGAUCCUAAGGAGGAGCUACUUAGUGAGACUGAAAGUAUGGAGAGUGACAAGGCUGAUGGUCAAUCUUGUAAAGAUAUGAAAACUAAAGACACCCACCCAUCCCUAGUGGCGAGUCCCACUACUACUACAGCAGCAACAACAACAACAGCAGUCGUGUCAUCGGUAGACAAAAUUGUAACUACCAAUAAUAACAAUGGUCAUAUUACGGAGAACCACACGCACGGCUCUGCAGCGAAUAAAGACGAAAUGACGAAGCUAGCUAUUGAAAUUGUUGAAGAGUGUGUUGAAAAGGAGUGUAGUUCCUUGAAGGAUCAAACCAUCCAAAAAGAUGAAAAAGAAGACGUCGAUGGGGAAGACAUGGGCGAUGAAGAUGAUGAUGACCCAAAUGAGUUGGAUGAUUUGGAAGAUGAUUAUAUGGAUGAGGACUUACUGAGUCUUGACAGUUACUAUUCCGAUAUGUAUUCCACACACACUUCUUCCAGUUAUUCGCCCUCCAUAUCGGAUGGUACUCUGACCCCGAACUCCUUACAUCACCAUCAACACUUGCCAGUGCCAUCACAUUUGGCCUUUGCCGCAUCCAGUUACGACGACGACGCUCUGCUGCAGUCGCAACAGUGUCUGUCGAAAGCAAAAACCAAUGGCACCACCGACGCAGCUGACUAUGACGGGGAGGCGAACAGCGAAAAAGCUAACAAAAAUGACACAAACCCAAAUGCCGCAGAGAAUACCGUAGACAACGGUAAUACCAAACUUGCCGAAGGUGGUGAUGGCAGAGAACAAACACAACACCAAACUCAUCCGCGUCAGCACCAUCAUCAUCACCACCACCACCAUCCCGGGCAACAUCUUAAGCGUAAUGGACGUCAUCAUCGCUAUGCCGAACAUGCCUUGAGGAUUCCUUCAAAAUUACGCAAAAUUGAAAGGGACUCAGCAGAGGUGGGCAACGGCAGUGGCGCAAAUGCACUCAAGUUUGAUAAGUUGACAAGCGAUGGCAUUAAAGGCGGCAGUGCCGGUGCCGACGGAUCCUAUCAGUGUCAGUUCUGUGAUAAAUCAUUUCCGCGUCUUGGUUAUCUAAAAAAGCAUGAGCAGAGCCAUGCCGAACACUUGCCAUUCAAAUGCGACUACUGUGCCCGCCUUUUCAAGCACAAGAGAUCACGAGAUCGCCAUACCAAACUGCAUACCGGAGAUCGGCGCUAUCGCUGCCCCCACUGCGAGGCAGCAUUUUCAAGAAGCGACCAUUUGAAAAUCCACAUGAAAACUCACGACAAUCAGAAGCCAUUCCAAUGUACCAUAUGCAACCGCGGCUACAACACUGCGGCGGCUUUAACAUCGCAUAUGCAAAAUCACAAGAAACAAGCGGCGCUCCUGGCUGCAGGCGGUAAUCCCCAGGCAUUGAAUUAUAGUCCUCGUUCCACCGGAUCUGCAUCAAGUAACGGAAGUCUACAGAAGAGACGCUACGCCCUGGCCGUGGGAGGAGAUCACAGCCCUAGUCGGCUAGAAUUUGGCAAACGUGGGCGAUCCUCCUCCUCGAAUGUACUGAAGUGUACCUUCUGUUCGAAAUCGGAUUUUUCUACUGUGGAACAGUUGAACACUCACCUGCAGUGCCAGCAUGAAAAAGAGUUGGUUCAUUCGAUGACGCCGCCCUCAAACCCGGUGCCAGCCGAAGGGUCCAACUUCCAAAUGGCAUGCGAAUAUUGCACCAUGAAGUUCUCCAACAUCGCUGCCAUGUUCCAACAUAUGCGUUCGGCACAUGUGGAUCGUCUGACCAGCCCCAAUUCCUAUUUCGAGCACUUCAAUCGUCUAGCCGCAUCGGGGACUUUCAGUCCACCGCUACUCACCGGCCAGCCUCUGCGUAGCUCCACGAGUGCCGAUGACAGUAGUAUCAAAGAAGAGCAACAUCCCACAAGUCCAAAGUCAUUGGACACCAGCGCCCGCCAGAGCGAAGACGAGCCCACGGACUUGAGUCAGAAUAAUCGCCGGUCGAUUACACCCUCAACAACGCCGCAAAAAUCGCCACAUGACAAUGCACCUGCCGAAAAGCCGGGAGUGUUUCUCUGCAACCAGUGCAAUGCAGGCUUGCCCGACUUUGAAUCCUUCCGCAAUCACUUGAAGUCUCACAUUGCCCAAGGCUUGAACUUGGUGUGUCACCACUGUGGGCUAAUGCUGCGGGAACAGUCAGAGUUCGAGCGACACGUUAUCUCGCAUUUCCUUAUUACCAGCUCCGAGUAUAAUUGCUCGUCUUCGUGUCAAAAGUCCUUCGGAAAGCCGGAGGAACUGCAAAAGCACCUUAUCGACCAUCACGCCAUAACAAUGUAUAAGUGUGGUCUGUGCAGCGAGAUGUUCGAAACUAAGGUAGCCAUUCAGGUGCACUUUGCCUGCGCCCAUUCUGCCGAGACAAAGUUGUUCCGUUGCUCUGCCUGCAUGGAUGUCUUUCGGUCGGAGAAUGAUUUCAACAUCCAUGUGAAGUCCAGGCAUCAGGCGGUGAACAACAACCCCCCUCCAGUCAACUCCCUGCAGUGCAUGUUCUGUCGCACUGUGUGUUCUUCGGAUUUAGAGAUGCAGUUCCAUUUAGCCGCCCAUGCGAGACAAUUCCGUUGUCCAUCUUGCCCGGAAACAUUCCAUGUUGAAUUCCUACUGGAUCGCCACAUGCAAACCCACCACGGUGGCAUGGAGCGUCCGCCCGCCACGCCAAAGGAUACUUUUGAAGAACACUCCCCACCAGUUGUGGGCAAUGCACUGAGUCCCAUGAACUCUCUCUACGUCAAUGCACUUUUUGGCAAAGGGCCAAUAAUGCCGCUGACCGCACAAAAUAACAACAACAGUAUUUUGGAUUACAACGUGGCCUUUGCGUCGCAUCUCAACAAGGGCUUGUUUCCGAAUGCUGCCGCUGCUGCUGCCAAUAAGUUCUACAAUCCUCUGCAGAUCGAUACAAAUGCCAUGAAGCAUUCAGCAUUGAUGUAUGGACUUUCCCAGCGUUACUUCGAUACAAAUCGCACCGUAAUGGAAAUGUAUCAGCAGCAGCAGCAACAACAACAGCAACACCACCUUCAAGAAAAUACCAAAGCCGGCGGUAACUACUUCAUAAGUCCCAAACAACCCGCCAACGCGCCGCACUUAUCGGCUACGGAGAGCCAUGUUCGCAACGAGUUAAGUGCAUCACCAUCGACGGGAUUCAGUUGUGGCAUUUGUGAGCGCAACGACUUCCGCACAGAGUCUGAGGUACAUUCGCAUCGAAAGAUAGUGCACAAUCUUAAGACAGGAGUGAGCCUGAAAUGUGCCUACUGUUCGGGUAAUUUCAAGUCGCGCAGUGAACUGGAACACCACAUGAAGACAUGCCACAACUCCACCGGUAAACACAAGUGUCUGAUUUGCGAUGAAAUCUUUCCGUCGCCAGCCAUAUUGGCCGAGCAUAAGUUGCAGCACUCCAAAGUAGGGCAGUCGGGCAGAUGUUCGCACUGUUCCAAGCCGCUGUCAGAUGUGAGCGCCUUCAAAGCUCAUCUUGCUGAUCACAAUACGGAAGGCCAAAUGCCUGUCCAGUGUAUAUGUUGCCGUCAAACGUUGCAUUCGGAGUUCGAGAUUGGCCUCCAUGCAAAAUUCCAUGUGAAAGCUUCGAAUGUGUCCGAAAAUGUGUGUGCUCUAUGCUUGGAACCAAUUUCAAAUUCGCCCUCGGAAGCAAAGGUCUGUGAGAAGUGCUGUCGCAAACACAACCUCAACAACAAGUUCAAACAGCAGCGUGAGCAUUUUGAGCAGCGAACCAAUUCCGACGCCAGACAGUAUGUCGCCAACCGCUGCAAUCUAUGUAAAAUGAUUUUGCCCCAUCCACAAAAACUGCAGGAACACUUGGUCGAGCACACAUUUGCUGGAUGUGAAGAUCGUGGUUUCAACUGUUAUAUUUGUUCAUCGGUUUUCACUGCGCCCGGUGGUCUACUAAGUCAUAUGCUGGAUCAUGGCACCAACUCCAAGCCCUACGACUGUAACUUGUGCCCCGAAAAGUUCUAUUUCCGGGCUGAACUUGAUCAUCAUCUCAUCGACCAUGAUAUUAGGGAAAUUUCGCCAUUGAAAAAUGAAUGUGAGUCGGUGUCCACUCAACAAGAUCGCACCACCGCAUCCGAGACCAACAAUGCCGAGGCUGUAAGGUCCGAAAAUAUUCAACUCUUGAAUGAAGUGAAGCAGGAAAUAAUCGAAAGUGAUCAAACUAAUCAGGCGGAAGAUGAUGAAUACAUAGAAGUGGAGAAAUUGCACGACAGCAACAACCAAGUGUCGACCAACAGAGAAGAGGAUGCUGAUGAUGUCAAGAAAAGUCCUGAAAACUCUCAAGAGAACAUUGCCUCCUAAAUUGGUGGCAACAGAAGAGGUAUUACAUGCCACCCCUUUAGUAUUAUUGCAAACAAACAGAUAUGCGAAUAAAGCGACUCUGCUUGCUAAUUAUCCUCUAAGCGCACUUAAAGUAUUAUCGAUUGCAUUUUAAAUAACAGCAGUAUUCUUCUCACCCAUUAGUUUACGUACGUACAUACCAUUAAUCGCUCUCUCUCUCUCACACACACACACAUACACACACUCAUAUACAUACAAAACGUUACAAACUUGUAUUAACAUUUAACAAACCAUUUACAGAAUAGACGAUUUACACACCUAGGCACUUAUUUAUUUUUAGCCAGUAGUUACGACAGUAUUAUUGUGAUAAGAAGAAGAUGAAGAAGAAGCAUAAAAUGUCUGACAUUGUUCAGUUGCUUUGUUUUUAUUUUUCUCUUUGGGAAAAUUGUUAUAACACUUGUUUUCAUUCUCGUGUGCUCAUUUAGAAUUGUAAAUUUAUUUUGAAAAAAAAAACGAAAGAAAAAUGAAUAACUGAUAUAUUUAGUAAUUAUUUGUGGAAAACGUUUUUAUUUAAUUAUAUACAUACUUACAUGUUUAAAUAUACUAGUAAUAAUAAUACGAUUACAGCAAAAAUCAUGUGUCUACAUUUGUAUAUACAUAUGACUUAUUUGAAAAAAAAAAAAAAAAAGAACAGCUAUAGAAAUAUUUAUAAACUGACAUAAAUAGUACAUAAGUACAUACAUACAUUAAAUAACCAUCACAAACAAUGUAAUUGUAACUAAACUGCAUUCUUUCCGAUAAUAAAAUCGUAAACAAAUAAAUAU